UUGGUCCACAUAUGGUAUACUGUACGUUAGUUUGGGUGACUCGUAUAGUGCGGUGUGGCCAUCUUACAGUAAACACGACGCUGCAGCAAAGUGCACUUGUCUGACUCAAACUAUAGUGGCAAGCGAUAUCAUAAUAGUGACGACAGUUUUAGAUGUUAAGACGGUGAUCAAUAUUAUUGUAAUCCACAACGUGUAUAUGAACUGGGGUGACAUGUACAACAUUUGUAGAAAAACACUCCUGCUUUCGGGUUCCGUAGUCCAGUUUACUUUCUGCCAGUAAACUAAGUGAUACGAGAAGAUGAGGAAGUGAAAGAGGGAGGCAGUGGACAGAGAGGAGUGAUUUAAAAGUGUUGACGGUGAAGCGGAAGGUUGAGUGAGUACAGAUGUGUGGUGGUGUGACGCCCGACCUUGGCCAACCUCUCACCACACAGCACACCCGCAACACUUUACCUCAUGGAUUGUGCCCGCGUUUUACCACAAGCUACUGCAUGCGGUAGUGUUGAGGAUGAACCUGCGUUACCGUGUGAGUCGUGGCCAAAGCAGCAGCCCUGUUAGCAGCAGUAGCAGCAACAGCGGUGGUGGUGGCGGCGGCGGGGGAGGCAGCAACAGCACCAGGACCCACCACCGCCGCACACCUCUCUCCCCCGCUCCUCCACGUCCGCUCUCUCCCACGCAACUGCUCAAGUCUCCAGUGAGAGCUCCAAGAGCUCAUAGGGCUGUCAAGAGAUCUGGUGAUGCCUUUGAGGUGAGAUGCACAAGAAGCAGUGACAGGGAACAGAAUGAAAACUUGUUGGUGUCCCCAGCACAGUACAACAGUGUGGUGAACGUGUCCGUCCCACACCACCAUACUCCUCCUCUUUUACGUGCUCGACGUUACACCAACAAGUUCUCCAAGUGCAAAUCUAGCCCUCCAACACCUGUUAUUGACUCUGAAAACAACAUUAUUGCGACAAAAUUGCUCAAACCGCGUCCUCUCAGAGUUAGCAAGCGGCAAAACGAAUCCCCACCAAGCUACAAGCGUCACACACCACGGAAGCCUCACAGUCGACGUCAUCGCAUUACACAUCCAAGUGAAACAUCAAAAAUGCUGAAAGAAGUACAAGAGAUGAAGACUUCUGCCAUGGACACGUCCCUCUUUUCCCCUGUGUAUUCAGUGGAUGCCACUUCUCCGCCUCUCUCAUCAUCCCUCGUGGGUCCCACCGUGGGAAGAGAUUUCACCAGGGGACUCGUUGAUGAAGAUUACCCAGUUGAGAGAGGGCAGGAGGAACUGGAAGAGGUUGAGGAUGAUGAGGAAGAUCACGAGGGUAGCAUCCAGGGAAGAAUGUGCCAGGAAAACACUUCAAACGGCCCAGAUCUGACACAACUUUCUUCUCGCAUUCAACUUGAUAUUCCUCACAUCUUGGAUCCACCUACACCUAAUUCUCCACAAGUGCUGGAAUCUGAGGAAGCGGAAAUGAUGAUUGCCCAGGUCUCCCAAUGUGCAGCCCAGGAGAAUAAGGAAAAUUAUGAGGCUGGAGGGACAUACGAGAGUUCAUGUGACGAAGGUUAUGAUGAAUGGGAAGCCUUUGAUCCAUACUUCUUCAUCAAGCACCUUCCACCACUCACUCCUGAGAUGAGGGCAAGAAAUCCAGCUCUACCCCUUAAGACUCGCAGUUCACCGGAAUUCACCCUGGUCUUAGAUUUGGAUGAGACACUGGUGCACUGUAGUCUUCAGGAGUUGGAAGAUGCCACGCUCAGUUUCCCAGUGGUAUUUCAGGAUGUCAACUACCAGGUGUUCGUGCGCACCAGGCCAUACUUUCGAGAAUUUUUGGAACACGUUUCCCAUCUGUACGAAGUGAUCUUAUUCACCGCCAGUAAGAAGGUUUAUGCGGACAAAUUAAUGAACCUCCUUGACCCCCAGCGCAAGUGGAUCAAGUAUCGACUGUUCCGUGAGCACUGUGUGUGUGUGCAGGGCAAUUAUGUGAAGGACCUUACCAUACUUGGCAGAGACCUUUCCAAGACCAUAAUUGUGGAUAAUUCUCCCCAAGCUUUUGGUUACCAGAUCAACAAUGGGAUCCCUAUUGAGAGCUGGUUUGUUGAUAAAGAAGAUCGAGAGCUGGAGAAGCUUGUACCAUUCCUAGAGUCGCUUGUAGAUAAAGAUGACGUGCGACCCUUCAUCCGUGAGAAGUACAAACUGGAGACUUAUUUGCCACCAGAUUAGACUCCUGAGAACUCUUGGGGUGGAGAAUAUUCUUCGAGGUGACAGGAGCAACAGUAACUAGAAGAAAAAUUAAGUGUUCUGUUAUAAACACUCUUUUAUCUUUCAGUAAAAUAUUCUAUCAAUCUGUCUGGUACACUUUGCAUUAAGCUCAGGUGAUAAGAACUGGUGCCUGAUCUUGAUAUACUACAGUGUUGACACAAGUGAGGAGACACAGUACCAUAAUUAACUAAUAUAGUGUAUAUGUUUGAACCAAUAAGACCCCCAGACUAUGGUGUUAGAACUAGAUGUAGAAAAUAUAAACUUUCAGAAGGGCUGCAUUGAGCUUGGAAGUGAUACAUUAUUUGUUUGGCAGGAAAUGAUGAUGGGAGAAGAAUGAAUGUUUUGGCUUGAAAAGCACUGGAAUAUAUAAGGUGAUAAGUAUUGAGUUAUAAACAAUCUCGCAAGUAAGACAGUACUGUGUAUGAUCAACAGAAAUAUAUGAUGCUUUGAUAAACCUGAUCCACGGAUGUGAAAAGUUGGCAGCAUCCAGUGUAAAAAGUUACACUGCUCCUGUUGGACGAUAUGCAUCUUGCUGCUCUCAAAGAUGAGAUGUAGUGUUGGAUGUUCUCCACACAAGAGAUGUCAGGAUAAAUGUGUAAAUCAAGUGAAUGCAUGUCCGAGAUUAAGUAGCUUGCAUUGAAUCUGUCACCUGGAUUAAGGAAGAGAAGAGUGUAUAUUUUUAAUGUCUUCUUUUAAGGUAUUAAAAUUAUAACCCACAGACAUCAUUUUACCUGUUGCACUUUUUUCUCUUUCCGGCUGUAAAGAAACGAAUUAAUGUUGGUCUAGAUUAUAGGAAAGAAGUAGGUCUUAUUUUUUUUAUUGUAAUGAAUGGUUGGAAAUGACCUACAACUUUUUGCAAUGUAAUUGCUAUAUCUUUUAUGCAUUUUACUGAAGGAUUAAUAUACAAUGUACUGUACAUAGUCAGCCAGGGAAGCCUCAGAAUUAUUUUUUUAAUACGAUGAUCAUAUUUCGUCAUUGGUUAAUCGAACAGUGGAAGCAGUAUAAAAUCAAGAGGUAUGAGACAUUUACAGCAAAGUCUUUGUAAGGGUUUUGUUCUUUAAUUAUAUUCACGAACACCUAAUCCACAUAGCAAACUAUGGCAUUCAGCUUGCAUGAGAUAUGUGGUUAUGAGAUGGAUAAGAAAAUGAGUAGUCAUGAAAAUGGUUUGUCUAACUGUUUCUUAAGUACUGUACCAUAACUGUACAGUAACCUUGUGCAGUUCCCACAUGUAAGGUGAAAAUGA
Messenger RNA from Homarus americanus (American lobster), 3482 nucleotides. RefSeq names its product CTD small phosphatase-like protein 2-A. The transcript has 10 exons. The record is from RefSeq and is a predicted model, not a curated record. The coding region runs from base 506 to 2200 and encodes 564 amino acids. Lineage: Eukaryota; Metazoa; Arthropoda; Malacostraca; Decapoda; Nephropidae. Gene Ontology annotation, molecular function: phosphoprotein phosphatase activity.